AGGAAGGAGCAACAGCAGCCAAAGGAGGAGGAGGAGGAGGAGGAGCAGAAGCAUCAGGAGCCUCUCUCCAAAGGCAGCCAGGGCCACAAACUGGGCGACCCAGAAGGAACCAAAGGGAUGCAGGUGGCUCCCUGGACUGCCAUAACUCCCCGUUUGUGAGAACGAGGAGGAGGAGCGGGGGAAGCCCGGCCGCUCUGCCGGCAGAGGUGGCUCCGGCGACGGAUGCCUGCGCUACGCGAGGCCGGUGCUGCUGUUGAGGCCUCCUCCUCCUCGGGAAGGGAGAGCCAGCGCAGGAAGAGGAGGAGGCGAGGAAGGCGGCGAGAGCAAGCAGCAUGCUUUUGACAGCAGAAAUGGGGGAAUGGAAGACUUCUUAUUACCUGCGUUAAAAUGGAUUAUUUAUUACUAGAGUAAAUAAGGUGCUGGCAGCUGUUCCUCAGCUUCUGUAUCUACAUAAAAAUGAGUGAAGUACAAGCAAUGGUAGAAUUCUCCGUGGAACUGCAUAAAUUUUAUAAUGUGGAUUUGUUUCAAAGAGGCUUUUACCAGAUUCGUGUAUCUAUGAAAAUUCCUCCAAGAGUUCCACACAAAAUUGAAGCAAGCUUGUUACAUGCAGCGAGUGCUGAUCUUGCCUUUCCAGCAUCAGUCCAUGACAAUGUAGUCUGUAGUAAAACCUUUCAGAUUCUUUACAAAAAUGAGGAGGUGUCUGUGAAUGAUGUUAUGAUCUUCAAAGUUAAAAUGCUGCUGGAUGAAAGGAAGAUCGAAGAGUCUCUUAAUGAAAUGAAUUUCCUGCUUUCUCUAGAUUUACACUUUACAGAUACAGAUUAUUCGCCAGAGGACCUGAAUACAUUGCAGCUAAUUAGCAGCCGAACACUAAAGUUGCACUUUACCUUACAACGAGGCCUUCAUCACUAUGUCAAUGUCAUGUUUGAUUACUUUCACCUCUCUGUCAUUUCUGUUAUAGUCCACGCCUCUUUAGUUGCUCUUCACCAACCAUUGAUAAGCUUUCCUCGCCCAAUCAAGAACACUUGGCUAAACAGAAAUGCACCAGCACAAAACAGGGAUUCUGUGAUUCCUUCUCUUGAAAGUGUUGUCUUCGGCAACAAUUACACCAAACAAUUAUCAGCUGAUGGCAGCAGUUUUAUAAUAGCAGAGCCUUUUUUGAAUCACGCUUACAAUCUCCACCAUACACUUUGUGCCAGUUUGCUGCUUGCAUUCAAAGGACUACACAGCUAUUUCACUACUUUAUCAAAAGAGCUGCCUUCCUCUCUGAAAUUAGAUGCAGCCAAGUCCAGCAUGCAGGUCCUUUAUGAACGCCUCCUCAGAAGAAAAUACCAUCGAAUCCAGGGAGACGCCUAUCUAGAAAACAUAGAUACAGAUGUAGAAGCACGUCUUUCAGAACUCUCUGAAGAAAUAAAGAAAAUGGAAAAUCCUGAUGAGCUGGCAGAACUUAUAAAUAUGAAUCUUGCACAGCUUUGUUCACUUCUGAUGGCUUUAUGGGGACAAUUUCUUGAAGCCAUUAACUUCCAAGAAGACGUCAUUGCGUUGCUAGCACAAGAACAUCAUAUAAUGCGUGUGCGUAGAUUUUCUGAAGCAUUUUUUUGUCUUGAACAUCCAAGAGAAGCAGCGCUUGCAUAUCAAGAACUUCAUGCCCAGAGCUACCUUCAGAUGUGUACUGCAAUAAAAAGCACCUCCUUCUGCAGUUCUCUCCCACCUCUCCCAACUGAAUGCAGUGAAUUGGAUGGAGAUCUGAAUUCCUUGCCUAUAAUCUUUGAAGAUCGAUACCUAGAUUCUGUGACUGAAGAGACAGAUGUGCCCUGGUCUACAACACAUCAAAAAUCAGAUUCCAAGAAACCAGAUAAAAUAGAUGCAGAAGAAACUUCUAUGGCUGGCUUUUCUAGCCCAGAGCUGAAAAACAGAUCUUCAGUUGUCUCCCAUGCUUGGCAGUCAGAAAGUGAAAAGCAGUUCACAAAGUCUGCUAAGGGGAAAUAUGAAGAUGCGAACAAAUCCAAAGUUAAAGUUACCAAAUUGAUGAAAACAAUGAAACCAGAAAAUCCCAAAAAAAUGGUAAAACAAAACUCUAAGGACUCUGUUGUCCUGGUAGGCUACAAAUGUUUAAAAAGUGCAGCACAAGAUGACAUCUCUAAAUACUUUGAAGGAAUGCCUUCAGAUUACCAGAAGGAAGGAUAUGAUUAUACUGUGGGUAGACAUCCUUGUGAUACAAAAAACUUAAUGAGACAAAUCAGUCAGAAAGAUUUUACAAGUUUGCCGUCUAGAACUGAACAAAUUACUACAAAGCUGGAAGGGGGCGAGGAAAGCCAACAUAUAUCUGUUGUUCCUCAGUGUUCAAAUGCAAUCAUUUUUGGUAAAUCUGAUAUCCCCCAAGCAGGCAUUGGGGGUACUCAUGGGGAUAGCAGCUUGACAACUAGAACUACUGUUGAAGAUUGUACUGGUACUUCUGGAGUUAUCAGAAUAGAAGUCAAACCAUACUGUAAAAAUAUUAAUGCAGGAGAGAAAGUGUUUCUUAGAAUUGGUUCACAAAUAGAAGUUUCAGGAACUGGAGGAACUGGAGAAAAUGGAGAGAACUUGCAGAAGCCUACGUUUGAAAGACCAGAAUCUGAAAAGAGACCUAAAUCGGAAGAAGAGGAACUACUGCUUGAAAAGGAAGUUGUACAAGAAACAAACUUCCGUCUCAUAAAAGAUUCAUUGACAAAGGUCACAACCAGUCAGUCUGCUCUCUCAACAAAAGAAGCUGCUGUUGCAGCUGUAAGUGGUGAUGUACUUAAGUUGCCUGAUGUCAGUAUUACCUAUGCAUCUUCUAGAUUUUCAGAUUCUGGUGUAGAAAGUGAACCAAGUUCUUUCGCAAUGCAUCCAAGUUCAGAUGUGGCUUUUGAAACUCCUCAAGGUCAAAGUGCAUGCAGUAUUGAGAGAUUACUUCCUCAGCUUUUGUUAAAACCAGAUUGCAAUAUUAAAAACCUGGUAGAAAAUCACUGUACAGAAAGUACAAGUGCUGUUAGUGAAAUACAGUCCUCAUUGACAUCGAUAAAUUCUCUCCCUUCUGAUGAUGAUCUAUCCCCUGAUGAAAACUCAAAGAUAUCUGUUGUACCUGAAUGCCAGUUAAGUGACAGCAAAACUGUAUUAGACUUGGGAGCAAUUGACUUGGCAAAAUGCGAUGACAAUGAAGAACCAAAUGUUUUGCCACACCACUGUGUAGCAUGUUCAGAAGACUUGGACAAUGAAACUAUAUUUCUGCCUUCUUCGCCCUCAAAUGUAAAAUGUCCUUUACAGUUGUUUUCAGAUGAAGAUACAUGUACAGAUAAAACACCACACUUGAAUAUUGACACAGCUUGUAAAGAUAGCCAAAGACUGGAGAGAGACUUGAAUACUAUAGGAAAAACAAAUGAAACUCCACCGGGAGUUGUUUAUCUUGGUGAGUCAUGUGUUGUUUCAGGUUCAGUAUCGAGUUACACUGAAGGUGGUGUGGAAAGACCAAAUGAAGGAGAUUUUAUUGACUCUUUAGAGCAAAAAAAGCCAGUUGAUAAAUUGUCAAGUGCAAAAAAUGAAAAUCCCACAAGCAUGAAUAUCCUCUCAUCUGAAGGAAGUACAGAUAUGUUGAAGCAAGGACUUGUAGAAAACUACUUUAGCUAUCAAAGCAGUACAGAAAUUUCCAAAAUUUAUGCUGCUGACAAUAGUAAUUCUGUUAGCCCUCAAAAGGGAACAAUUUGUUCUAUUUCGACAGGGGAGGAGGAGGAGGAGGAGCAAGACCAAGACAUGGUUGAAAAUGGUUAUUUUGAGGAAGCAGAUGAUAUUAAUGAAUAUAGAGCUACCAAUGAUUCUGAGGAAACUUUUGGGUUAACAAAUGAGAGUUCUUUAACACCGGAAAGAAUGACCAGAGAACUUUUUGGGAAUGCCACAGAUAUCUCUCCAUUCUGUACUCCAAGUAGUUUGGCUUUUUCCUCUGCAUUGAAAGGAUAUCCUUGCAGUGUGUUAUGGUCUUCAAAGGACAAACAUAAUGCAAUUCCCAAGCUACCCAGCAGUGUCUCCUGCAGUACAACUUCAUCUGUCCCUUGGUAUGAGUGGACUCCCAAACCUCAAAAGCUAGCAUUCCUCCAGGCUAAAGAAGAACUGAAGCAUCUUCAGCUCCCUGGAUUUAUGUACAGUGAUAUUCCCAAACUGGCAUCCUCAGUACCUUAUUUCAGUACUGAAGAGGAGGAAAAUACAGAAGAUGGAAUACAUCUCGUAGUCUGUGUGCAUGGUUUAGAUGGUAAUAGUGCAGACUUAAGAUUAGUAAGGACUUACAUUGAACUUGGUCUUCCUGGAAGUCGUAUAGAUUUUCUGAUGUCUGAAAGAAAUCAGAACGAUACAUUUGCUGAUUUUGAUUCAAUGACAGAUCGUCUCUUGGAUGAAAUAAUACAAUAUAUUCAAAUUUACAAUCUAACAAUUUCAAGAAUCAGUUUUAUUGGGCAUUCAUUGGGUAACUUAAUAAUCCGUUCGGUGCUCACAAGGCCCAGGUUUAAAUUUUACCUCAACAAACUUUACACCUUCCUGUCCCUGUCUGGACCACACCUUGGUACACUCUACAACAGCAGCGCUCUUGUUAAUACAGGUCUCUGGUUUAUGCAGAAGUGGAAGAAGUCAGGGUCUUUACUGCAGCUGACAUGUCGAGAUCAUUCAGAUCCCCGCCAAACCUUCUUGUACAAACUUAGUAGAAAGGCAGGUCUUGAAUAUUUCAAAAAUAUAGUAUUAGUUGGAUCUCUGCAAGAUCGUUAUGUCCCUUAUCAUUCUGCUCGCAUUGAGAUGUGUAAAACAGCUUUGAAGGACAAACAGACAGGACCAAUAUAUGCCGAAAUGAUCCAGAAUCUGCUUCUUCCUGUUCUUCAAAACAAGGAAUGCAGUUUGGUUCGUUAUAAUGUACAUUGUGCAUUGCCAAACACAGCUGAUUCUCUCAUUGGAAGAGCUGCACACAUUGCUGUUCUGGAUUCAGACAUAUUUUUAGAAAAGUUUUUUCUGGUUGCUGCCCUAAAAUAUUUCCAGUAGGAAUAAAAAACAUUGUAACUGACCUGGCUAUUACCUCAUUAACAGAUGAAUCAAAUUAUGUGUGAUAUUAAAACUGUAGCUGCCGCUAUAUUUUAAGAGAUAUUUAUACUGUACUUUUUUAUAUGGAAGAUAAUUUAUAUCAUCCAUGUGAAGAGCUUUUUUAACAUCAACUUUACUUUCUAGGUAAUGUGGCUGUGCAAUAUUUUUUUUAAUGUUCGUUUUUACUUUUUUCUAUUUUUCUUAUUUUGGGUACCUACUUAUUUCAGAACUGAGAUUUAAGCAGUUAUGUACAAUUGGUGGGUUUAUUGGCUCUCUAGAUUGCUAAAGGUCAGUGUUAUGUGACAUUUUUAUGCAUCUUUUGAUGCCAAAAUAAAUCUGAAUUUUAACAAGUGUAAGGUUUUAAAUUUGAUAGUUCUGUUUCAUAUUGUAGAAAGCUGAACUGGAAGAAUGUUGGCUGCUAAAUAACUAUGAUAACUGUAGGUCUGUUCAAGACCACUCUUUUGAGUGACUGUUUGUUAUAUCACUACAUUCUGUUUUCUAUAGACUCAUUACUGAAAUGCUAUGCCUGUGGAAACUACAUUUUCCUAUUGAUCUCAGUAGCAUGUUGGUUUACAUUUUCACCUUUAUUACUGGAACUUUAGUUUUCGUAAGCAAGCAGCAGUUAAGGAUUUUUGAAUGUUGAAAUGUGAGCUGCCUUCAAAUGGUAUUUUGCAAAGUUUAAUAAACUUUGCUCUUACUAUUGGUUCAGUUCUUCAGUGAACCUUUUACACAGGACUUCCUUGUAUGUACAUUUUAAAAAGUAAAGGCUAUAAAUUUCUGCAAUACUUUUAUGAAUAUAGAUUUUUAAAUGCAUUUUACUGACUACAAAUUAUUGUAAAUAAAAAUCAGUUUGCAUCUUGAAAUGGAACAAAAUGGUAAACUUUAGUGAUACUGGUAAAUGUUUUUAAUAUACAACAAUGUUAAAGGUCUGUCAAAUUGGUGCUGAACAGCAGUGAGUUCAAUAUUCAUCCCCUUUACCUGUUUCAAAUAGCAAUGCACUUAAAGGUGUAAAAAAGAUGUUGUGCAUUCACUAAUUGUAAUGACCAGGUUUUCUGAAAAUAUAAAUCUGUUGUAUAUCUAGUGCAUGUUUAUUUUUUAGCAUUGUGUUAUUGCAUCUGGUGUUAAUAAAUUGAAAAGACUUCUAAUAACUUAUGAGAGAAAGCAAAAUUUUGCUUCUUUUUCAAUAUGCCGA
Molecule: messenger RNA, 6262 nt
Organism: Sceloporus undulatus (fence lizard)
Lineage: Eukaryota; Metazoa; Chordata; Lepidosauria; Squamata; Phrynosomatidae
Gene: FAM135A
Product: family with sequence similarity 135 member A
Exons: 22
Coding region: 457-5031 (1524 amino acids)
Source: RefSeq, a predicted model, not a curated record